Messenger RNA from Fusarium keratoplasticum, 1068 nucleotides. RefSeq lists its product as uncharacterized. The transcript is spliced from 2 exons. NCBI's taxonomy places the organism in Eukaryota, Fungi, Ascomycota, Sordariomycetes, Hypocreales, Nectriaceae. The record is from RefSeq and is a predicted model, not a curated record. The coding region runs from base 1 to 1068 and encodes 355 amino acids.
AUGUCUUUAGAGCACUCGGAAACCUCAUCUGCUGGGCCUCGAUCCCCCUCGACCACUGAUGACAGUCAGAUCAGGAGCCUUUCCAUCGAUAUCCUCGAUGGCGACCAUCAUGAUCUCUUCACCCGCGCCAUCACCAGAAUUCUUUUCACAGAGGUUGCCGAGCUGGCAUAUGCACAAAUAAUUGACGGCCUACCCCUAACUCGGGUCAUAUACGAGUCGAGAGGCGGAAAACUGCCUAAAGGCCAUCCUCUCCACAGUGCUCACCAGGAGCUAUGUCCAGGUAUGCUGGACAAGGUGCGACAGUUCCGCGAGGAAUUUGCACCUGAAAUUCUAAGUAUCGACUCUAGGCUGCUCUUUGCGUACCAAGCUGCCGCUCCGGGGUCGAGGGCAUUCAAUAUCCGACUCAUUGAAUUGAUGGCUGUUGCGGUUCACCAAAUUGCAGUGAUGCUAUUCAAUCUCGGCACAAGUCUACACAAAGACGACGGCAUCACGGAAUGGGCGCCGCCAAAGUCCAACAGGCUGUACUGGGACCACAACCCAGACGGGCCACUCCCCACCCUCUUCAAGCACCCAUGGUAUGUCGACUACGAUCAGUAUCCUAAUGGGGCUGCGGACAUGGCAGGUUACUGGGCCGAGUCCCGCAUCCUUGGGGGCGUUGUCGUGUUCGAUCGGCGCAGACAGUCACCAGACUUUGACCCAUAUGCUGUCUACUUGCACUCGAACCAAACAAAUGUCACAUACCGGAUCUUUGAGCUUCUUCCUGAGCAGAAGCAAGCCUUGAUCGAAUUUUUGACUGCUGAUGCUGCCCCGCCGGAAAGCCCCCUCCCGAUCUUGGGCCACGACAUGAACCGUAAUCGCGUGGAUCCGGAGGAGCCCAUAGAGGAGACGGGUAUUUACAGGGACCUGUGGGAACGCAAAGAGUUACCUCUGGAUGCGCCUGAUGCGGCUAGAAUGAGGGAUGUGUGGGAUGUGCUCGAUUUUCCAACACAGGCUGAUAAAGCCGCCUCUAAGAGACGGGCGAUUGAACGGAGAGAUAGGUAUCUUCUCGGUAAUGACGGCGACGCAUAG